This is a messenger RNA of Columba livia (rock pigeon), 3362 nucleotides long. RefSeq names its product Ras association domain family member 6 (gene RASSF6). The transcript has 12 exons. Gene Ontology annotation, biological process: signal transduction. The record is from RefSeq and is a predicted model, not a curated record. NCBI's taxonomy places the organism in Eukaryota, Metazoa, Chordata, Aves, Columbiformes, Columbidae. The coding region runs from base 596 to 1621 and encodes 341 amino acids.
GGUACCUGUUGAGGAUCCUGGUGACGAUGAGCUUGACCCAGGGUGCGAAGGGGCUCAGGCAGACCGUCUGUCCGUGCUUCGUCGUAGCUCUGCGGGACGAGGGAGGGGUGAGGCCGGUGCAGGGCCCGCGGCGGGCAGGGGUAAAGCCGGCGACACUUACAUGACUUCGGGCACUGCGCAGUGCGGCCCCUCGGCGACGAACUCCACGCGGGCCAGUCGCCGCAGCGGGAUCACCUCGGACACGGUCCGCACGCAGCGGCAGCGCAACUCCCCGGCCAGCGGCGAACCUGGGAGGCGGGAGGCGCCGCCUGAGCCUCGGUUCCGGGGCCUCCCCGCAGCCCCCCCUGCUCUCGGCCCUUGGGAUACCCCCGCCCUGAUCCCCCGCGGACGGCUGGGUGGCCCCGGCUCGGCGUCCGCAGCCGCUUACCCCGGCAGAGAGCGGCGGCCAGGAGGAGGAGGACGAGGCAGAGACGUGUGUUCAUGGCUAGUGCUGACGGCUGAGUGAGACAGUGUCUACUCUGAACCUUACCUGAGGCAACUUGACUGACUUGAGCAGGCGAAACACAGAACUUACAGUUUCAUCUCUUCUGAAUAAAUGAAGAAAGUGACUAUGAAAGCACAGCAUCUACCACCUCUUUCCAUCAAUGAGGAGAAGUCCAUAACAAGAGAGCAGCUCAGUUCUCUUCUGAAGACUUACAACUCUUACUAUUCUGAUCAAGAAAAUCUGCAGCUGUCAUAUAAUCAGCAAGAAGGAAGCAAACCAUUUAUUGAAGGAAUCUUGUUGAUAUUUUGGGGAGUCCGACAUCCUAUCCAAUUAAAAAUUCAGGAUGAGAAGCAGAUAACUUCUUUUGUAACAUUGAAGUCUGCAGAAAGUGUGGGUUUGUUCUCUAGUAAAAGGGGAAUGACUCGCUGGGGAGAAUUUGAUGAUCUGCAUUGUCUUAGCAGGGAGACAUUGACAUCUACUGAAGAAAAGCUGAAUCUUAAGCAAAGUUACCCAUGUUAUGAAAGCUGUACUCUGAAGCCCAAGAGCAAGAAGGAACAUGAUCCAGCUACCCUGCCCAGCACUGUCAGCAAUGCUGCUGCUGUGCACAAGAGGACCAAGUUCCCCAUGAUAGCAAGGACAGAAGUAGAAACUCACAGGUUUUCAAUUAAUGGACAUUUCUACAACCAUGAGACAUCAGUUUUUACUCCAGCUUUUGGAUCAGAAACCAAAAUAAGAAUAAAUAGCCAGAUGAGAACAAGACAAGUAAUAGAACAAUUGCUUCAAAAGUUUAAGAUAGAAAACAGUCCACAUGAAUUUGCACUUUGUAUUAUCCAUGCAUCUGGAGAAAAGAAGCAGCUGAGGAGCAGAGAUGUUCCCAUACUGCACAGACUCUUGCAGGGGCCCUCCCAGAAGAUUGCCAAGUUUUUUCUCAUGGACAGGGAUGUGGAAGAGAUCAGCAGUGACGUUGCUCAGUAUCUUCAAUUUCAUCUUCCCUUUUUGGAAUCAAUUCUGCGCAGAAUAAAUGAAGAAGAACAACAGGAGAUUCAACAAACAAUUGCAAGGUAUCUUAAAGAGAAGAGUAUGAUAUGUCAGCACCUUCAUAGUCGAACUGUUCAAAAAACAGAGACCAUAGUUUGAUGCAAAAGGUUUAUUGCGAAUACUCCAUGCAUCGCUUCUGCCAAAGGACAGUAACCGUGUUUACUUCCAUGUGUUGUGACUGAAGAUUACUUAAAGCACAAAGGUGUUCAAAGUGCUGAAGCUUCUCUUAUUAUGCAACUGAAACUGAACUCAUGCUGCCUCAGCUCUGGAACACAAGCUGGGAACCACCUAAGAAGAUUCACUAAAUCCCUCAGAAGGGAAAAAAUCCUGGGAAAAGCACAAGGCUUCGAAACCUACCAUUUUCCAAACCAUUAGCAAAAGUUUAGCAUAUAUGAAAAAUAUUGUGAUAACUCUACUGAAAAGAGUAAUAAACACAUUAAAUUAGCAUAUCUGUUAAGUGGCAAAAGGUAUUUAUUACCUUACAAAAAUAGGCAAGAGAGACCAUGAAGUCCCACUGGCUUCAGAUUGGUAUUAAUAGAUGCUUAACUUGCUUAGGCUUUGAGCUACAGUUUGAAAAACAUAAAUUGAAACCCUCCCACUUUAUAGCUACUUGGCUCUUAAGCAUCUGAGAGAAUUUAUCUCUGAAGUAUCUCUUGAACUGCAAAAUAAGAACUCUGACUAAAUACUGUUUUAUCUGCUCAGUCAGGUCCUGGAAGGCACCUCAGUAUUUGUUGUUGUUACUGAAAAAAAUUAUUCUGUGUUGCUUCCUAUGUUUUAUAUUUGGAGGUGGAAAUGAGAAGUGUUCAGUGAGAGAGGCUGAACAUCACAGCCAUGAUAGGAUCAGGUUGGUGUCCUCCCCACAAGUGAAAUUUUUGGACAGUGCAGUGUACAGGAGCCAGCUAUUGGAUCCUGUCUGAUUGAGUCAUGUUGAAUAGUAAAGCUCAAAUUGUAGAAAUGCAAAUAAAAUCCAGUUUCUGCACAAUUGAUUGUCCUCCUGCAUUAGGUUGUCUCCUUUAUAUGGUAUCUGUGUUUUGCCUCAGCUACCUUUGGCUUAUGCAGAUAAUAAGAAAAAUACUGUGAGAUGAGGAAAUCAGUGUGUAGAAAAUGUUGCCUAGAAAUCCUGUGGAAUAAAUCAAAUGUGGAAAACAUCACAUUGCUUGAGAUGCUGUUACUUGUAUGGUAAUUUAAAAAUGAAAUAUCACUGUGCUAAUUGAAGCUAUCGUGCUCAGGGCCUCAUUUUAAUGUGCAGUCUAUUCUCUUGUCCAGGAAAAUAAUUAAGGGCAAGGGAGCAUAGAGAGGAAAGGUGACAAAAACUCAGCAAUCGAGAUGCAUGGUAUUAGAUAACAUAGAGGUGCAAAUGUAUAAUAACUUCCUUGAAGCAACAACAGUAUGCACACAAGCAUCACUGAAAUUUCCCCAGGAACCACUCAAAUACCUGCUGCAGGAGAUAUAUACUUGCAAGAUAAAGUGAAAUUUCAGUCGUCUUGAAGUAGUUCAUGGUCAAGUGUCGGGGAUUGGCUCAAGGAGCACAGACAUGAGUCCACCAAGCAACUGUACGAGCAGAGCCCAUUUUAGUUGACAUAAGUAGGCCUUAGUUAGCUUGUCUAUUAGGCCGUGGGAAAGGGGGGAACGGAAAAGUACUAACUAAGGCAGGGUCAGGAUAUUUUUGAAGAGAUAAGAGUCAGAAGAAUGUGGGAUGCGCAUAGCUAGCUAAACCCAAGUAGGUGGAGUAAGUAAAUGUGCUUAGCCUAUUAGAUAGAGACAAGUAUGCAUAAUUAUGGUAUUUGGUAUAAAUGCACGCUAUCUCGGGCAAUAAAGUUGAACUAUGCUUUAUCACUCA